Messenger RNA from Coniophora puteana RWD-64-598 SS2, 1662 nucleotides. RefSeq lists its product as uncharacterized. The record is from RefSeq and is a predicted model, not a curated record. Gene Ontology annotation, biological process: DNA replication initiation; double-strand break repair via break-induced replication; DNA replication. The transcript is spliced from 4 exons. The coding region runs from base 1 to 1581 and encodes 526 amino acids. NCBI's taxonomy places the organism in Eukaryota, Fungi, Basidiomycota, Agaricomycetes, Boletales, Coniophoraceae. Gene Ontology annotation, molecular function: single-stranded DNA binding; DNA replication origin binding. Gene Ontology annotation, cellular component: DNA replication preinitiation complex.
AUGACCACCACGGUGUACGACAACAACGCGUCCGCCGGCAUGCUCGAUAUUGCAACAGUCCGAGCGGAAAUAAAAGCUUGGGAACGCGACUUUCGCUCGAGGCAUGGCAGAGACCCCAAGGUUCAAGAUAUUAGAGAUCAGCCUUCAAUAGCCGAGAAGUACAAGUUGUACAAGAAACUAUCCAAGAACGCGUCUGUAGCUGUAACUACGCGACCUGGUGACCGAGCCUCUUCUUCGACUCAGCCCGUCCAGCCGCCCUCCACACCAUCCCGCCCUACACCCCGUCCAUCGCACGCGCAUAUAUUCUCUCAGCCACGCGUAGUCGAAACAGCCGCCCCUUUGCCCGGGUUCAACCCCUUCUCACCGACCAAGGGAAAAGGAAAGGGCAUCCAACGGGAUGAUACUAGACGAGUUAGCCCUAGCCACCCUCGAAAUCCGUUCGCAUCUCCCGUCAAGAAUAAACCGGCUUCUCGCGUUUCAUCUCGAAGCGCCUCUCCUGAUCCCUUCCCACCCAUUGUGCCCGUCCAACCAUCGUCUGAACUGCUCAAUGAUCAACCUCACGCUAACAAAGCUAUUUCACGCGCUCGCAAGCGACUACGUGGCGAACCAGUCUCGCCGUCACCGAAUAAGCAGAAGCGUCAGCGCGUUGCCUCUCAGACCGUGCUGCCGUUCCCCCGACUGGAUUUUUCGAAAGCUGCGGAACACGACGUGACGGAUGAUUCCCCGUCAAAGCAAGCUAGCGACUCGUUUGUGACUGACUCGCCCGUCAAAGUGCCCGCCGGCGGACGGCCGUUCCCUCUGCUAUUUGAGGACAACUCGGGUCAAAGAUUGCGACAAGCAUGCGAGUACCACAUUCACUUCAUCGAACCCAAAUUACCGCUAACUGCAGCUAUCAGGCGCGAUGAACCAAAGUCAGACGCCUCGGCGUCCGACGCUGAGCCUAAGAGAGCUGGGCUUAAACGGGUACUAUCCGCAAAUGAACUUGACGAAAAGAAGGAGGGGACCGACCACUCGAAACCUCAACAAGCACCGUUAUUGCCACCCUCGCCGACCUCCGGCCCAUCCCUCGGAGCACUUAAGGGCAAGGCUAAAUCUGCAGCCGCUGGUCGUAAGAAACCAAGGAUAGCGGAAGAGGAUGAUGAGGACGAGGACGAUUCAUCCGAGAAUACGGUUGUACGAGUACAUAACCGAAAACGUCCACCCCGCACGGAUCAAGAUGCUGAAGGCGAUGAUAGCGACCUGGACCCUGCUCUGGCAUUUGGCGCCCGGAAGGCUGAUGAUGUAUUGAAUCAUACGGCGACUCGUGCUGACGACCCUGUGCCCCAAGGAAGUCUCGAAGUCAAUCUCCCCGAUGAGUUACGCCUCGUGUUGUCCAUAUCACAACCCAACGAGGCCGAUAACGUAAAUGAACGCGUUUUCCGCGGCUUGUUGAAGGGGUCCCGUGUCAGUAGCUACGACGCUUCUCGCGGCGGUGAAGUCUGGGAUGCUGGGGAAGACGAAGACGAGGACGAAAAUCGCGGCGAUAUAUUGGACGACGAUUGGGAAGGAGAGCCGGUGCCAUGGGAAGUUGGAGAACUCUGAACGUUCCGAGAUAGUUGUUCCGACCGUGUCGUGCCCUCAUCGUGCUUUCCAGUGUUUCAUUUUUAAUAAUCUCAUGUCCAC